Molecule: messenger RNA, 953 nt
Organism: Marchantia polymorpha subsp. ruderalis
Lineage: Eukaryota; Viridiplantae; Streptophyta; Marchantiopsida; Marchantiales; Marchantiaceae
Source: the annotation of a GenBank genome assembly
AGGAUUUGAACGCCUCGCAGCGGCUCCCCCACAAGCGCAAGUCCGCCCGGCGAGCUGACGAGUUGAUUCGCAAGCAAUCUCAGGCCGCCGAGGGCGGCGAGGCCCUGCAGGGAUUGUCGGCAUCGCCUCUGGUCGAGACAAGAAGUCGCUCAAGAGCUCGAGCCUGCAGAAGGAGCUGCUUGCCUUCUUCGACAAGGUGAAGGGCAGAUUGCGCAACCGCGACACCUACCAAGAGUUUCGCUCGCAGCGGAAGAGGAUCUCCUCGUACUGAUUCUUCCGCAUCUGCUUGAACUCUUCGCUCCCGGAUGUAACCGAGACCCAGCUAUCGUUCAAAACCUCCCGUGCCAGGUCGGUCCGAUGCGUGGAAAUGGGCUCGGGGUAGCUUUUGGGCAACAGGCGGUAGCUCGGCGUGCAGCGCUCGCAAUUGGACAGGUCGAGCUCGGAGAUGGGCUUGUUCGAGUACUUGCGCUUGUGGGGAAGCCGCUGCGAAAGAAAGUCGUUGAAGCCAUCCAUAAGAUCUGAAUGCUUUCCUAAAAUGUCGGUAAAAUGGAUUUCCUGAAUUCUCAUUCCCCUAUGCUUCAUGCAAGAGGAUUCUGAUUUGAACCACAGCGUAAUUGUAAACAUCCAAUACCCAUCACUACUCCAAUGACUUGAUCAGCACCAUUGGCCAAUGUUAUGUCGAUGUUUCAACAUGCCCCUUAGUUUAUGCUAAUUUUGUCCAACCUAAGAAUGCGACGGGGAGAGCCAGGUUUGCUGUUGGCUAGAAAAGGCAAAUACACAAAUAUUAUGCUAAUUCUUUUAUUUGAUACUUCCUCAAUUCCGGAAAUAUAUCCAUGCAUAUACAUCUUAUAAACAUAGUAUAACACGUGAUCAACUGCAAGGGCUUAGCACAAAAGCAGGCCGGAAUUCCGAAAAUAUCAUGAUCAAAAAAUUUAAACUGAUAUUUUUACCAU